Messenger RNA from Chinchilla lanigera (long-tailed chinchilla), 3604 nucleotides. It is a transcript of the gene Tbx5, whose product is annotated as T-box 5. NCBI's taxonomy places the organism in Eukaryota, Metazoa, Chordata, Mammalia, Rodentia, Chinchillidae. Gene Ontology annotation, molecular function: RNA polymerase II cis-regulatory region sequence-specific DNA binding; DNA-binding transcription factor activity, RNA polymerase II-specific. Gene Ontology annotation, biological process: regulation of transcription by RNA polymerase II; cardiac left ventricle formation; positive regulation of DNA-templated transcription. Bases 506 to 2062 code for a protein of 518 amino acids. Gene Ontology annotation, cellular component: nucleus. The record is from RefSeq and is a predicted model, not a curated record. The transcript is spliced from 9 exons.
CACCCCCAUCUCCCCCCGAGAGCUCUAGGUUUGUUUGUUUCUUUAUUUAUUCCCGGGGCCAAGGCAUCUAGGACUUGAGGCUUCCAGGACGGGGACUGAGAGAGCAAGACUGAGACGUGAACCUCCCGCUGCUGCCCUUCAAGUCAAGCGUGACAGCGCGGGCCGGUUGCGUGACUGGUGACGUCUCCAAGCCCUAUAGGUGCAGCGACUGGUGAGAUAGUCCGUAUCGCCUGGUUGCCUCUUUAUUUUAUUGGGGUAUGCCUGGUAAUAAACAGUAAUAUUUAAUUUGUUGGAGACCACAAGCCAACUACGAGCUGGGAGGUACUGUGCUCCUCCGGACAGACUUUGGAGAGAAGCCUGGCCUAAGAGGGGGUUCGCUUCUGGGGUCCUUUCAAGCCCUGAAGCCCCAGCCUCAGUGAGGUGGCCUCCUGGAUUCUACGAGGAAAGAAGAGGUGGAAUUUUUGGAGAGCAGAAUCUUGCGCGGGCACCAGCCCCAGGGCGCACCAUGGCUGACGCAGACGAGGGCUUUGGCCUGGCGCACACACCUCUGGAGCCUGACUCGAAAGACCUGUCCUGUGAUCCCAAAGCUGAGAACGCGUUAGGGGCCCCCAGCAAGUCUCCGUCUUCUCCACAGGCCGCCUUCACCCAGCAGGGUAUGGAAGGAAUCAAGGUGUUUCUCCACGAAAGAGAGCUGUGGCUGAAAUUCCACGAAGUGGGCACGGAAAUGAUCAUUACCAAGGCUGGAAGGCGGAUGUUUCCCAGUUACAAAGUGAAGGUGACCGGCCUUAAUCCCAAAACCAAGUACAUUCUCCUCAUGGACAUUGUUCCUGCCGACGACCACAGAUACAAGUUCGCGGAUAAUAAAUGGUCUGUGACGGGCAAGGCCGAGCCCGCCAUGCCCGGCCGCCUCUACGUGCACCCUGACUCACCAGCCACCGGGGCUCACUGGAUGCGACAGCUCGUCUCCUUCCAGAAGCUGAAGCUCACCAAUAACCACCUGGACCCGUUUGGGCAUAUUAUUCUAAAUUCCAUGCACAAAUACCAGCCCAGAUUACACAUCGUGAAAGCAGACGAAAAUAAUGGAUUUGGUUCAAAAAAUACGGCGUUCUGCACCCACGUUUUUCCGGAGACGGCGUUUAUCGCGGUGACUUCCUACCAAAAUCACAAGAUCACGCAGCUGAAGAUCGAGAAUAACCCCUUCGCCAAAGGCUUCCGGGGCAGCGACGACAUGGAGCUGCACAGAAUGUCAAGAAUGCAAAGUAAAGAGUAUCCUGUGGUCCCCAGGAGCACAGUGAGGCAAAAAGUGGCCUCCAACCACAGCCCUUUCAGCAGUGAGCCCCGAGCUCUCUCCACGUCCUCCAACUUGGGGUCCCAGUACCAGUGUGAGAACGGCGUCUCCGGCCCCUCCCAGGACCUUCUGCCCCCGCCCAACCCGUACCCGCUGCCUCAGGAGCACGGGCAGAUCUACCACUGCACCAAGAGGAAAGAUGAGGAAUGCUCCACCACAGACCACCCCUACAAGAAGCCCUAUAUGGAGACGUCCCCCAGCGAAGAGGACUCCUUCUACCGCCCCAGCUACCCCCAGCAGCAGGGUCUGAGUGCCUCCUACAGGACAGAGUCAGCCCAGCGGCAGGCCUGCAUGUACGCCAGCUCCGCGCCACCCAGCGAGCCAGUGCCCAGCCUGGAGGACAUCAGCUGCAACACAUGGCCCAGCAUGCCCUCCUACAGCAGCUGCACGGUCACCACGGUGCAGCCCAUGGACAGGCUGCCCUACCAGCACUUCUCUGCUCAUUUCACCUCAGGGCCCCUGGUCCCGCGGCUGGCUGGCAUGGCCAACCACAGCUCCCCACAGCUGGGAGAGGGCAUGUUCCAGCACCAGACCUCCGUGGCCCACCAGCCUGUGGUCAGGCAGUGUGGGCCUCAGACUGGCCUCCAGUCCCCUGGCAGCCUGCAACCCCCUGAGUUCCUCUACUCUCACGGUGUGCCCAGGACCCUGUCCCCACACCAGUACCACUCUGUGCACGGAGUUGGUAUGGUGCCAGAGUGGAGCGAGAACAGCUAAAGGUAGGCUGGCCUCGCCGUAGACGUUUGCCAGGGAGAGAGAAAGGGAGACAGAAAGAGAGAGACAAUCAGUAGCAAAGACAACCCCAUUAACAAAGUCUUCAUUUCAUCCCAUGUUUGCGUCUACUCUUGAGGCCGCUGGACACUGAUGUAAUUAUUAGCUUGUGACCACCUCUCAAAAAUGUGACUCUGUUGUUUUGUCUCAAGACUUAAAAAGAAAAACAAACAAAAGAAGACGUGCCGAACCCCCACGACCACAGCACUCAUGGACCAGCCACAUUCCCACCACCGGGAUGUCUUUCUGGACUCCUGCCUUUGGGUUCCAGAACACCCAGCCUCAUUGAGUGCUCUAUCCUGACGCGCAGUGGAAGUCUUUCUCUGUUUCCGUGUUAAUGUCGACUUUGUUAUAUAAUAAAUAAUAAUAUAUUUUUUUCUGCUAAUUUCCUUAACGGGACCCAGUCCCUUAUUAGAGGGAGAUUAGAGGCAAGUACAGUUCAAACUAUGGACUUGUUGGUUUCCUGUCACAUCCACCAGCCCUAAAACUUUCAUUUAGCACCUUCCUCUGCCUAAGAAAAGCACCUACCUCUGCCGUGGGAUGUUUCGGAAAGGGGUCCCCAGUCCCUAACUGGCUGUUUUGAUUUCGUUCUGCCGUCCCUGUGAUUGUGGCGCUCACUUUUGAUUUCUGUGUGUGGAUGGAGUUAGGAUAAGGUUGGGCUCCAUCUGACGUCCUAUCUUCCCCCCGGCUUCCCAGCUUCGGGUCUCUCCAGCCGUCUGUCGCUAAAUCAUGGCCUAUAGCUUCCUGUCCGGAAAUCUUGCUUUGAAAAACUUAAAAAGCCCUGGUUUACAUGUGGGCAGGACCGUGAUAAGCAGGGUACAAGCUGUGUGCUGACAAGAAUUGUGACAAAAAGCCAAAAUAAAUAUUCGUCGUGAUAAAAAACAAAGCCAGCCCCUAGCUCCCAAACUUCCAUCACCAGUGAUCCAAAAGGGAUACAAAGGAAAACCUAGGAUUCCUCAAGAGGCAAGAUGCACUCGCUGAAGAUUUCUCUCCAGAGCAAUCGCUGCAAUGCCAACACGACAUUGUGUGUACUGAGAGCAGAAAAUGGUAUUAGGAAGAAGUGUGUGUAAGUAACACAUUAUUGUAGGGCUCCUCAGAUGUAAUAUUUUACUUGUACUAUUUAUUUAUAAAUGGGAAUUCUAAUUAAGUAAUAACGUGAAGCCCAGCAUGGGAGUUGACCAAGAGCUUUUUAAUUUUAUUGAUACUCGAAUCCAAGUUUGUUUGUUUUUUUUUCCUUUUGAAUGUGCUUUGCUUUCUUGAUUAAAAAAAAAAAAAUUAACUGACCCUAAUUAAAGAAAAAAAAAAAAACAGGGUAAUAUGUGAGGCUGAGUCUGUCCAUGUACGAGAGAGCGUGAGGGUGUGUGCGGUGCGUGUCUUUAUGCGAUUUUGUCCUUUUAUGUUGCUGGGGGGAGGGUGAGAUCUAAGUACUCGCUCCUUAUAUGUGUGUGCUAAUGAAUGCCUAAUAAAUACUGUGUGCUUAAAACAGUA